UCUCUGUGCUACACAUCCAAUAAUAUCAUUAACGUGAAUGUUUUAAUAUUUUUAGUGCAAAAUCUGAUCUGGUCACAGCGCUGAAAAACACCAAAGUGUCCCAGCAUGGAGUCAAAUUCAAAGUCGGAGUUAUUGUUUCAGUCCUCUGCUCUUAGUAAAUGUAAUAAAUUUGACAACAUGGUUGUAAAAUCUUAGAGGAACCUUUUUCACCUUUUUGUCAGGUCACAGCACAAGAAAUUAACUGAUUUAUCAAAAAGUAUUUCUUGCAUCGUCAACAAUGAUGACAUGAAGCAUUUGCUGGAGCCUGAAAUACUGUAAGUAGAACUCCAGAUUAGAUUAAUGUCACAUGAUCAUAUUAAACAGAGACACAUCUAGAAAAACCUCAGGACAGUCUGGUGUUUAGUUUCUCACAGGAAGGAUUUUGUUGGACUGAUAAUCGCUGCAGAGUUUCAGAGGAUGGAAAGUAAGUGGAAAGUGUCGGCUGCUGAGGAUCCAUCUUAGUGUGUUUGUCUGAUCCUGCAGCUCACAGGAAGUUGCUCCACCUACAGCAGCAUAGAUAACCUGUGCAGUGAUAUCUCUGCAGGCAGGAUGUAGAUGUGCUAACGGGAGAAAAUGAAUUCUGUUUUUUCCCAGUGUCUUUUUCUAAAAUCUGCAUUGUUAAUGAUUUUUUUUUUUUAAAUCUUCCACUGAGACAAAAGCAGCCAUAAAUGUAGAUCCUCUAUAUGUUGAUCACGUCUCUGUGUCAGUAUAAGACUUUAGUGCAGCCUCUCUCUCUGGUUCACUGCAGUCUUUGUCUCUGUGUUUCUGUCAGGUGCUCACAUUGUCCAGAAUAUGUACGGCUGUGAAUGGGAUGAAGAAACAGGUGAAGUGAAUGGAUAUGAACAAUACGGCUAUGAUGGAGAGGACUUCAUAAGCUUAGACCUGAAGACAGUGACGUGGGUCGCUCCAAAAAAACAGGCUCUCACCACCAGACAAAAGUGGGACAAUGACAGGGGUUGGAUGGCUCAGGAAAAGAACUACCUCACCCAGAUUUGUCCUGAGUCACUGAAGAAGUAUGUGAACUAUGGGAGGAGCUCUCUGAUGAAAACAGUUCGUCCCUCAGUGUCUCUCCUCCAGAAGUCUUCCUCCUCUCCAGUCACCUGCCACGCUACAGGUUUCUAUCCUAACAGAGCUGAGAUGGUCUGGAAAAGAGAUGGAGUGGAGCUUCAUCAGGGUGUGAACAAAGGAGAGAUUCUCACCAACAAUGACGGGACCUUCCAGAUGAGUGUUGACCUGGAUGUCUCAUCAGUGAAACCUGAAGACUGGGACAGAUACAGAUGUGUGUUUCAGCUCUCUGGUGUGAACGAGGACAUCGUCAUCAGACUGCCGGGUGGAGGAAAUUCCUUCUCCGGACCAGAUAUUAAGCUGAUCAUCCCUGUUGUUGUUGCUGUGGUUGCUGCUGUGGUUGUUCUUGCUGUCAUCGCUGUGAUCGCAUUCAUUAUUUACAAAAAGAGGACAGGUGAGAAACAAACUUCCUGGAUUUUUCUUGUAUAAUGCAAACAACAAUGAUGACAUAGUGCAAACAAUAAUAAUGAUAGUAAGAGUAAUAUGACUUAAUUGAAGUCAUUAUUAACAGUUUUCAAAAGAAAACAAACAAUGCACACAGGAUUAAACAGGUAACAACCAAAAGCAGUGUAAGCUGAGUCCUCAGGUUAAUAUUUAAGUAUUUUAACACUUUCUCUGCCAGCAGGAUGAUCAGACUCUUUUAAAUCCUCAAUAUGUUACAACGAUAUUCAUUAAUCAUGCUUGUUGUGUUACAUAACUUGCCCCUUCAUUUCUCUGCACUUGUAGAUUUUUGUCCAGUUACUUCACUUUUUCUUCUUGUCUGUUAUUUACUUUUUUCUGCAUCGUUUUUCUUUCUGUCUUUGUGUUUUGUUUGUUUUUUGUUUGUUUUUUUGUUUUUUUACACCUGAGCUACAGUUUGGUUGUCCAGGAACAAAAUAACCACCAACUCAGUUAUUGAAACCCAAACAUUAUUUCUCUGUUCUUAACCAUCAACUCUGCCAAACAAACGCAUCCUAAGCUACACCUUUACCUGCAUUAGAAAUGUGUACGUUCUCUACCUUCAGUCACUUUACUUAUAAAUUUAACAUGAGCACAUGUUGUGGGAAAAGUCAGAAUAUAUCUAUAAACACAUUAGUGAGUAAGCCCAGUGUCUAUGUUUUUAAUUUUACACAUUAAAUUAAUGCUUUUGUCCAGAUUACAAAAUGAAAA
Haplochromis burtoni (Burton's mouthbrooder) is the source of this 2253-nucleotide messenger RNA. RefSeq names its product class I histocompatibility antigen, F10 alpha chain-like. Bases 832 to 1533 code for a protein of 233 amino acids. Gene Ontology annotation, cellular component: external side of plasma membrane. NCBI's taxonomy places the organism in Eukaryota, Metazoa, Chordata, Actinopteri, Cichliformes, Cichlidae. The record is from RefSeq and is a predicted model, not a curated record. The transcript has 3 exons. Gene Ontology annotation, biological process: immune response.